AUGAAGGAAUUCGAAGAAGUAGGGAAAUCAAAGAAGGAAGGAAUCCAAAGAAGAAAGGAAUCCAAAGAAGUAAGGAAGUCGAAGAAGGAAGAAAUCCAAAGAAGUGCGAUGAAACCAAAGAAGGAAGGCAUUCAAAGAAGAAAAGCAUUCAAAGGAGUAGAGAAAUCAACGGAGGAGGGAAUACAAAUAAGGAUGGAAUCCAAAGAAGGAAGGAAUCCAAAUAAGAAGGAAGGAAUCCAAAUAAGAGUAAGGAAACCAAAGAAGGAAAGCAUUCAGAGAAGUAGAGAAACUGAAGAAGGAGGGAAUACUAAGAAGGUAGGAAUCCAAAGAAGUGAUGAAACCAAAGAAGGAAGACAUUCAAAGAAGGAAAGCAUUCAAAGAAGUAGAGAUAUCAAAGAAGGAGGAAAUACAAAGAAGGAAGGAAUCCAAAUUAGAAGAAAGGAAUCCAAAUAA
This is a messenger RNA of Phaedon cochleariae (mustard beetle), 453 nucleotides long. Lineage: Eukaryota; Metazoa; Arthropoda; Insecta; Coleoptera; Chrysomelidae. The record is from the annotation of a GenBank genome assembly.